Messenger RNA from Folsomia candida, 5379 nucleotides. It is a transcript of the gene Dark, whose product is annotated as apoptotic protease-activating factor 1-like. Bases 118 to 4746 code for a protein of 1542 amino acids. The record is from RefSeq and is a predicted model, not a curated record. Gene Ontology annotation, biological process: regulation of apoptotic process. NCBI's taxonomy places the organism in Eukaryota, Metazoa, Arthropoda, Collembola, Entomobryomorpha, Isotomidae. The transcript is spliced from 17 exons. Gene Ontology annotation, molecular function: protein binding; ADP binding.
CAUUCUCAUAUUCUCGUGUUUAUCCUAUUUGUCAAUAACCGCUGUUAUCUUGUGAUGAAACGUUAACUAUUAAUUUAUAGCAUUAGGUUAAGGUAGGUUAAGACUGCACAUUCCUUCAUGAACGGCCAUCAAAUCAAAGCAGAUAAUCGCAAAAUUAAUAUGGGUCAAGAACGUGUACCUCAAUCUCGUCAGAUGGUGGAUUUGUACCGGUUUCGAAAAGAAAUUAUUAAGGACCUUGACGUACAAGACGUUCUUCCAGAACUUUUAUCAAAACUUGUAAUUGAUUAUCGAGAUAAGCAGCUUAUCGACUAUGAGAAAUCUCUGGAAGAUAAGGCCGAAAAAUUGUUACAAUUACUGGAGGAUAAAGUAGUGUCCGAGGAUGGUGAUAACAAGGAAGAUGUCAUUCCGAUAUUUGUCAACUCGCUCAAGACAAAAUACGACUGGAUUCAUAAAAGACUGACAGAAGAAGACGACGUUCCAGAUUCUCACUCAUCAAAAGUCAUUCCAUUGGUACUAAAGUUUUCUCCUGGAGGUAGCGGAAUAAGGAACAAGUUGUUGGACAAUGUGCUUCUAGAGGAAUCCGUUUUCGAUGAAGCCCCAACAAAGGAACAAAAGUUUCGAGUUAUGCUGGAAGCAGGUGGGGUUCAAUGUCUCCCUCCUGUUGCAGUGGAACGAACAGAUUUGCUUUUGCAAAUCCUAAGUGCUUUACCGAACCUGAAAAGUCAGCGAUACUUGGUGCUACAUGGGAUGGCUGGUUCUGGGAAAUCGGUGUUAGCUACUCAAGCAAUUAGUGAUCAUGAGCUGGUUGAUGGCUACUUUCAGGGUGGAGUGUUUUGGCUGUCAAUUGGAAAAGAAUGCAGUGAAUCUAAAGAUGCCCUUCUUGGCAAGAUGAGAAUACUCUGUGAACGACUAGGUGAAUCCCGUGCCCCAAACUCUUUUGACCAUGGGGCCGAUCUACUACGAACUGCCUUUCUGAAAAGGACAAAAAAUACUCUUUUGGUUCUGGAUGAUGUUUGGCGGAGUGAAGUAGUUCGAGCGUUUGACGUGGGAUGUCGAAUCCUAAUCACAACACGUGACUUGUCCAUAAUGGACGUUGUCAAUGGACGAUAUACGCACAUAAAAGUUGAAGACGGUUUCACCGAAGAAGAAUCACUUUCCUUGUUUUCUCGAGCCUUGAACAUUUCGAAAACUGAACUUCCUCUCCAGGCUCGGCAGAUUCACUGUGAAUGUAAAGGAAGCCCGAUGGUCAUAUCACUCCUCGCUUCAUUGAUGCAAGAACACCAGCUUUCGGACGAGGGUCGAUGGAAAUAUUAUUUGGAUUCUUUGGCCAAGCGUAAAUAUUCUAAGGUCGGGAGAUGCCGAGGUUAUGAACAUGGAAGUAUUGUGGACGCAAUUUCCCUUAGUUUUGAAGGGUUGACUGAAGCGAAUCAGACUCUAUAUUCCGAUUUUGCUCUGUUCCAAGAUGAUGUGGGGAUCCCGUGUUCAGUGUUGAUGACAUUAUGGAGCUUGCAAAAAUAUGAGGUUGAGGAUAUCAUGAAAGAUUUUGUCCGAAAAAGUCUAGUAAUUGAAGAGUACGAUCCUGUGAAAAAGAUUUACAUUUAUUCGGUUCACGACCUGUUGCUCGACUAUUUGAAAACAAGACUCGUAGCUGAGAGUGAAUUAGAAAUUGAAAGUCACAAAAGAUUAGUUGAUCAAUACGUUGACGUCUGCGGGGGCGAAUUUCACAAAUUACCUGACGACGGUUAUAUUCAUUUUUACUUGGGAUAUCACCUUUACAAAUCGAAAUCGUAUCACUAUUUCCAGAAGAUAUAUUUUGAUUUACAAUUUAUUGGAGAAAAACUUCGAAUAACGGGACCUUCCGACUUGCUGGUGGAUAUUAGAAAAUAUUUAGACUUUAUUGUCGGUGCUGAUGAAGAAAAACUUCGACAAAUUGAAGAAAUCCAGAGUUUCUCCCAGCUUGUUGGACACCGGAUUUAUGGACAGAUUGACGUAGAUGUAAUACAAAUCGCAUUGCAAACUCCACACCUUACCUGGAUUCACAAUCAGGCCAAAAUAUUGGCACAAAUCGCCAGCAAUCGAUUAUACCUCCAGUGGAAUAAUGCUGGGCAAGGCUGGAAAAACCCCGAAAGUACGGUGCUUUGCAGUGACUGUGUUCAUUGCGUUAAAUUUGUUGGAUCACGUGGAGGCUCAUUUUUGUCUGGUUUAAGCAACGGGUCUAUUCAGCUAUGCGACCUCGAGUCUUCCGCAGUUUGUCAUAUCUUCUUCGGACACACGGACUCCGUCCAUUCUUUAAGAGAAUCCCCUCCGUGCAAGAACCAACAUGAUUAUGACAAAUCUUCGCCAAAGACUCUCAUUAUUUUGUCUGCGUCGGCAGACAAGACGUGUAAGCUGUGGAACCUGAAAGCAAUUUUGGAUGAAGUUGAGUCAAAGCCGUACGAGCUGAAAACAGGGAGAAUGCUCGGUACUUCGCCUUCGCCAAAACUACGUCCAGAUCAAUGGGCUUUUGACCGUCAGCGGGACGAUAGCUACUUUACGUAUGAACUACACACUGCUCCCGUCACUUUCGCCGAAUUUUCGGCAGACGGUUCCACCAUUGUAUCAACUUCUACGAAUGAAAUUAUGAUUUGGAAAUCAGCCAAUGGAGAGAUUUUAUCAAAAAUUUCUCCAGCCUUUGAUGCUUUCCCAAACCUGACCUUUCAACGGUGCCUUUUCCCUCCAGAGUACAAUGCCAGAUAUUUAGUUUGUUGCGCCGAAAAUCAGAUUGUCCUCAUGUCUUCGGAACGUUCCUCUGUGUAUACGGCUGUUGAAGCACAUGCAAUGAGAAUAGUGGAUGUUUUGUACCUUUCGUCUGACACGUUUUGCACUGUGAGUGAAAACGAAAUUGGAUUAUGGAAGGUUAACAAGCUCGCACCAAAUACUAAAAGCAAAGCGUUUCGAAGCAGAAGUCUCAGUCCGUCACGUCUUGUCCAGUCUUUUCCGACUACAAAGGAAGUCGAUAGAAGCAGAGUUCUCCGACCUUGCAAAACCCUGGAUCCCAAUGACAUUCAAGUGAAUUGGAACAAUGGGAAUGUAGAUUUGGACACUAGACAAGUUGCAAAUCAUGUCGUGAAAUCUACUUCUGCCAUAAUUGCAAACAAUGGAGCAAUGACUAUUCAUCAUCCUCCGUCUACUACUAGUGCCUUGAUUGACAUAGGAAGUAUGGCUAUUGAAAUUGUGAAAGAAGAAGUUUUGACCAAUCGAACGACUGGAAUACUUCUUUGUGCCGUUACUGCGAAAAGCGAAGAUGAACGAGGAAGGCUGCUAGCUUGCGGAACGUCCGAUCAUAAAAUAAUGUUGUGGCGAAUCGAUGCAAAAGAGAGGCGCUAUCUGGGAUGUUUUACGAGUCAUAAUGGGUGGGUGACAUGUUUGGAUUUUUCUUCUGUAGAUGUUUGCACAAUUCUUAGUGGCAGUGAAGAUCACACUGUUAUGGUUUGGGAUAUCCAAGAAGAAGAGAAAGGAACAAAAGAACCACAAAAAAGUGAACUAUUUUCAUCAACCUUUGUCACCUUGGGCGUUGGUGAGGAUGGACAUUUCCUGUCUGGUUUCUUUACAGAAACAAAUACAGUGCAGAUUUACAAAGAUUCUAAGCGAAUAUAUGAGUCUGCAUCGUUCGAUAGCACCCUCACCCAAAUUGCUAUCUCAGAAUGUGCCAGAUUUGUCUCUGUUGGAGCUGAAGAUGGAAAAGUUUAUGAAAUCUCUGUUGAACAAAUUUUGUUCCAAGGCAAACAGAUUCAUGGUCAUGGCCGCGUUGUUACUGAACCCAAAUAUUUGGAUACCCUGGAAUCAAGAGUUUGUGCUCUCGAUUACGGAUUUUGGGGAAAGUAUUUGGUAGCUGGCUCUCUUGCCGGAUCAUUUAUGAUUCUGGAAGGGGGGAUUGUUACUCAGAAAUUUCGAAUAUCUACAAGUUGCUAUUUUGCGACUCGCUUUGUUUUCUCCAACUGCGUCGUUGCAGUUGCGCAAGAUUCUUCAACAAUGAAGAUAAAUAUGUCCCGAAAAGACGAUAUUCGAACAUGGAAAGCUGAAAAAGAAAUUCAUGUAACAUGUUGUGAAUGCAGCUCGGACGGACUCCUUUUAGCACUUGGAACAAGUAGUGACGGCGUGUUUUUCUUGUCAUUAUCUGCGAAUGCUGGAAUUAUAGAGAAUAAAUUAAGUGCUAAAAUGUCGUCACCCGUUCGGUCCAUAGCUAUUGACAUGUCUUCAACAAAGAUGGCGAUUGGAUAUGACAAUGGCUUGAUUUCCAUUUGGAUAAUUAGCGGUGAUAUGUCGCCCAGAAAAGAUAUGGAGUUAGUGCUUCAUAAAUCGUGGGUUCGCCAUUUACAAUUUUCACCUGAAGUAAUUGGAAAUUCUCACUGGUUGAUUUCUUGUGGAGACAAUCUAGCUGUAUGGAAUUUGGACAAUCAAGAAACUAAACCUCGAAGACGUUCAAGUUUUAUGUCGGAAAGGCGAAAACGUCGUUCCGGAGAUUCGCCUGCUCGAACUAAUAACUCGAACCGUUUAUCUCUCGAAAUUCCAGAUGGAAGUAAAAUUGGCAAAGUAGGAAAACGCGAACUUCUUCAGCAAUUUGCAUUUCGAGGAAAUUAUGCACAACAUUUUGUUACUGAUUUGAGUUUUGGCAAAAUUCUAACUGUUGAUGAUACUGGAAUAUUUUAUUUGCUUGAAACCCUCAAGUUUUGCGAGCCUGAACGUCCAAGGUCUGCAAAAGUAUAAAAUUACAUGUGCAGCGAUACGAUACUAUGUGGCAUCGUAAUACGUAUGAAUGAUGACUGAGGACAUGUAGCCAAUUGUGAUAGAAAAAAAGGCUCAAUGCUUAAGGGAUGUGUACCUUGCCUUGCAAUAUUAUGAUAAUCAUUAUUAUUAUGCAAACAAAUUCUGUCCAGAUAUGUAGUACUUAUGCUAUGCAAUUGUAACAUAUUGCUCAAUAUGCUGAUCUGAGUUUAGCAGGAUGUAUUAGCCAACUAGUAAUUAGCAGGUAAUAGUGCUUCAAAGUUGUACACCUCAUGCAACAAUCUAUUUAAAACUAGUACAAUUUUAUUCUCUAGUUUGUGUAAUCAAAAUCAAAUGCAGAUAAUUUAAAUAGUUUUAAUAAUUAGUGGUAUAGUCGAAAUCGCAAAAUAUAUUCAGAUUAUUUGGCUUUCAAAAAUUCCAAAGACUUUAUUAUGGCUAGUACGUGUGUUAUAAUUUCAAUUCUGUAUCAAGAAAGAUAUGCUUAUGCCAUUAUUAUGCAACGAUCGACAUACACAAAUACGAAAUGAUAUACUUUUUCGCCAUUAUUGCUCUUGUAAAGAAAAAAAAGUCAAUAUAUCUCUAAAAAUAAAUAAAUCGAAACGUUAUGUAAAAUUA